Molecule: messenger RNA, 525 nt
Organism: Lathyrus sativus (Indian pea)
Lineage: Eukaryota; Viridiplantae; Streptophyta; Magnoliopsida; Fabales; Fabaceae
Source: the annotation of a GenBank genome assembly
AUGAAACCCCUUGCUUCAAUCCUCUUCUUCUCAUUUUCCAUCAUCGCCGUCUUCUCGGAACCAACACCGAUAACCACUCAUUCUGAUCACCCUCAACCCAACCAAUCUUUCAACCCCAACCAAAUUCAAACUCAGAAUGCUGGUGGGAACACUUGUGCUUACACUGUGACUAUAAAGACAAGCUGCAAAUCUCCAUCUUAUACCAGAGAUCGAAUCAGUCUUUCUUUUGGCGAUGCUUACGGAUAUCAGGUUUAUGUUCCAAGAUUGGAUGAUCCUAGUUCAAGGACAUUUGAGAGGUGCUCUACAGACACAUUUCAUGUAGACGGACCAUGUACUUACCAAUUAUGCUAUCUGUAUUUAUACAGAACAGGAUACGAUGGUUGGAAACCAGAGAGUGUCACAGUAUCUACCUUUAACUACCCGCCUGCUACUUUCUACUACAACACUUUCAUUCCUAAUGGUAUUUGGUAUGGUUUCGAUAACUGUCGUAGUUACUUACCUUCCACCACUGCUGCAGCAAUCUAG